UUAGCCUGUACUGUUGUCGUGGCGCUUUGGGACAAGAAGUUGGCGUUCCACGGGGCCCUAACGCUGAAAACUUGGUCCGGGUGACCCCCCGACCCUUAACGAGCCGGUCCCCUCUCGCCCGCCGGUUGCUCACCCCCUUGGCAGGAUGAGGCGUGCGGGCCUGGGUGAAGGAGCUCCACCUGGCAGCCAUGGGAACUACAGCUAUGCUAAUAGUGGGUACAGUGCCUGUGAAGAAGAAAACGACAGACUCACAGAAAGUCUGAGAAGCAAAGUAACUGCUAUAAAGUCUCUUUCCAUUGAAAUAGGCCAUGAAGUUAAAAAUCAAAAUAAAUUAUUAGCUGAAAUGGACUCACAGUUUGAUUCUACAACUGGAUUUCUAGGUAAAACCAUGGGAAGACUGAAGAUUUUAUCCAAAGGGAGCCAGACCAAGCUGUUGUGCUACAUGAUGCUCUUUUCACUGUUUGUCUUUUUUGUCAUUUAUUGGAUUAUUAAACUGAGGUGAUGCACUUAGGUGUGCAUUUGAAGUUUGUUCCAACUAAUAGCUUGGUAUCAUUUUGAUAAAAAUCAGCACCAAGACAUUACUAAUUUUCAAUUCUAUAUGGCCUUUUCCAUUUGCUUAUUUAUAAAUUACAUUAGAUGCUCUUUGAAUACUGUUUCUUACUGACUCAUUUAUACUCCUAUUUUCAGGGGUUUUGAGAUGGCCUGCCUGAAGUCAUUGUGGCUUAACCAGUGUUUUUCCCGUUGUUUGCUGUCAGACUAAAUAGCAAUCUGUUGCUACCAUAAAUAGAGGUUAAGAUUCUAUAUAAGGAAAUUAGUGAGAGAGGAGCAGAGUGUCUGGAGAGUCUGACCCUGAGCGCUUAAGGGACUGAGCUGGCCUGCGAUGGAACAGAAAUUGUGUUUUCCGUAGCUUUUAACAACUGUGGUGGUCUGUUUCAGUGGUGGUGAACCUGUGACCUGCAUGCCGUAUCGUUGCUGUUUUUGUCAUUGCGAGCUCUAUAAGGUUCACCAUCACUGGUCUAUUCUGCCAUCCUUUAUUUGAUUAAAACUGGAGUACACUUUCUUUUUACCUGCAAUCUUCUUAGUAAUAUUUAAUUAUAUGACUCCUCUUCCCUCUUCCCCCAAGGAUCUCCUUUAAUAAAGCUUUUUUAUUUUGACAUA
Messenger RNA from Octodon degus (degu), 1158 nucleotides. RefSeq names its product Bet1 golgi vesicular membrane trafficking protein (gene Bet1). Gene Ontology annotation, biological process: endoplasmic reticulum to Golgi vesicle-mediated transport; vesicle fusion with Golgi apparatus. Gene Ontology annotation, molecular function: SNAP receptor activity. Bases 146 to 502 code for a protein of 118 amino acids. Gene Ontology annotation, cellular component: Golgi trans cisterna; SNARE complex. The record is from RefSeq and is a predicted model, not a curated record. NCBI's taxonomy places the organism in Eukaryota, Metazoa, Chordata, Mammalia, Rodentia, Octodontidae. The transcript is spliced from 4 exons.